This is a messenger RNA of Lycium barbarum (goji berry), 1309 nucleotides long. Its product is annotated as probable inactive poly [ADP-ribose] polymerase SRO3. Lineage: Eukaryota; Viridiplantae; Streptophyta; Magnoliopsida; Solanales; Solanaceae. The transcript has 2 exons. The coding region runs from base 42 to 1052 and encodes 336 amino acids. Gene Ontology annotation, molecular function: NAD+ poly-ADP-ribosyltransferase activity. The record is from RefSeq and is a predicted model, not a curated record.
UCUUCUCUGAUAUUUAUACCUUCUUUUCACCAGAAUUAACCAUGGUGCCCAACAAGCUAAACUUGAAAAGGCGCAGACUUCAAGAUCCAGCUGAAAGUGCGGGCUCAAGCACGAACCCUCAUAGCAAAAGUGAAGUACGAAGCCCAACAACUCUAGAUAGGAUGGUUGGGGUUUCGGGCAGUAAAAAUCAAGAAAGAGACCAGUUAUUUGGUAAUGACUUGGUACAAAUCCAUCAAGGUCAUAUGAGCCAUAAAUUUAUCAAGGACAAGUUCAUAUCUGGUUUGGGUGCACUAGCAUCAUCAAUCCAAGUUGUGGCUAUUCAUAUGACUGCUCGUUCCUGCUUUGUUUCGCAAACAAAGUUGCAAUCUUUCAAUCUAGUUGCAAAAGCCAUGGAGAAAAAAUGCAAUGGGAAUGCUAAUGUGAAGGUUGGUUGGUAUGGAUCUUCCAAGGAAGAAAUCAUUGAUAUAAUUUCUAAUGGUUUUGUUCAAUCAAGUUAUCGUCAUGGAGUUCAAUUUUCUGCCACUGAUUACGCUCUUGAUUGUCUUCAAACUGCUAUUCAAGACAAAGACGGACUAAGACAUCUAUUGAUUUGCAGUGUGGUACUAGGAAAAGUCGAAGUUGUCACUCCUGGUUCAGGACAGUUUCAACCAAGUUCUGAGGAUCUUGAUUCUGGGGUUGACAAUUUAUUAUCUCCAAGAAAGUAUAUAGUUUGGAGUUGUCACUUGAAUACUCAUAUCUUCCCUGAAUUCAUAGUCAGUUUCAGAGUUUCUCCUCAUUCAAAUAGGGUCGAGAAAUAUCCAACUAUUUCAAAGAAUGUAAAUUUGAGGAUUUCCUUUGAUGCUGUGUUCACUAGAUUAUCAAGGAUCGUGCCUCCUCAUGCUAUCAAAUUGAUAACAGAAUAUCGCAAUGAUCAUCAAGAUGGGAAGAUCACUAAUCAAGAAUUUGUAAGGCAAGUGAGCGAAGUAGCAGGAAACAAUGUGUUGAUUGAAAUCAUAAAGUCCAUUUCUUCUGCUCAGAGUAAUGUAGCUCAGCGGAGACUGACAGAGAAAUAAUGAUACAAGGAUUAUGUCUUACAGAGGAUUGCUGACAUCACAUAUUAGUCUGUGUAUUAGAUCUUUUUUUGACCUUUCCCUAGUCCAUUGGUAGUAGUCACUAGUAUAACAGUGUAGUUGUUGUACGAGUAACAGUGCGCGCUACAGUUUCUUAUCUUCUCAUGGUUUGUCCUUGUACUUAAGGUGGUGAAGUUCACCUGUAAUGUCAUUUUAACAUUGAUAUCUUUAACUUUUCUAGUAGUGGAUUACUUUCCUUU